This is a messenger RNA of Perca flavescens (yellow perch), 1098 nucleotides long. RefSeq names its product gastrula zinc finger protein XlCGF8.2DB-like. The coding region runs from base 10 to 1098 and encodes 362 amino acids. Gene Ontology annotation, molecular function: DNA-binding transcription factor activity, RNA polymerase II-specific; RNA polymerase II cis-regulatory region sequence-specific DNA binding. The transcript has 3 exons. NCBI's taxonomy places the organism in Eukaryota, Metazoa, Chordata, Actinopteri, Perciformes, Percidae. The record is from RefSeq and is a predicted model, not a curated record. Gene Ontology annotation, biological process: regulation of DNA-templated transcription.
UCAACAUGUAUGAAACGAUUCAGCUGCUCUGAGUGUGGGAAAAGAUUUGAUCGCAAGUCAAAUCUCAAGAAACACAUGAGAAUCCACACCGGAGAAAAGCAUUUCAGCUGUUCUGAGUGUGAUAAAGCUUUCACCGAAAGUGGACAACUGAAGAAACACAUGAUAACUCACACAGGAGAAAAACCUUUCAGCUGCUCAGUUUGUAAUAAAUCUUUUACACAGAAUGGAAAUUUACAGAAACACAUGAGAACUCACACAGGAGAAAAAACUUUAAGCUGCUCAGUUUGUAAGAAAUCUUUUACAUAUAGUGGAAGUUUACAGAAACACAUAAAAAUCCACACAGGAGAAACACUUUUCAGCUGCUCUGAGUGUGGUAAAAGAUUUGAUCGCAAGUCAAAUCUCAAGAAACACAUUAGAAUCCACACAGGAGAAAAGCGUUUCAGCUGCUCUGAGUGUGAUAAAGCUUUCACCGAAAGUGGACACCUGAAGAAACACAUGAUAACUCACACAGGAGAAAAACCUUUCAGCUGCUCAGUUUGUAAGAAAUCUUUUACACAGAGUGGGAAUUUACAGAAACACAUGAGAACUCACAAAGGAGAAAAACCUGUUAGCUGCUCAGUUUGUAAGAAAUAUUUUACCUAUAGUGGAAGUUUACAGAAACACAUGAGAAUCCACACAGGAGAAACACUUUUCAGCUGCUCUGAGUGUGAUAAAGCUUUCACCGAAAGUGUACACCUGAAGAAGCACAUGAGAAUCCACACAGGAGAGAAACCUUUCAGCUGCUCAGUCUGUAAGAAAUCUUUUACUCAGAGAGGAUAUUUACGGUCACACAUGGUAGUCCACACAGGAGAGAAAAGAUUCAGCUGCAGUGUUUGUAACAAAAGAUUUGCCUGGCGUUCUCAUGUCAAAACACAUAAAUGUGUUGGUGAGCUGCGCCACAUCUCCAGCCUGAAGCCGUGGACUCUGAGGAUGUGUCAUGGACAGAUGAGUCUUCGUGUAUCAGUUCCUAACUCUGUUCAUCUUCACUUCUUCCGCACCACCGUCCAACCGUCCUCUUCACCCUGCAGCGAUGGGAGGAGGAUCUGUCCUGCUGACUGA